UGUCCACGUGACCUAUACUCAGUCUCGCUUCAUUCGCAGCUCGCGUAAUUGCAAAUGCAAAAUGUGGAAACGUUUAAAUUUCUUUAAAACAAUAUCAUAUUGUGGUUGAGUUUUUGUGUUAUGUUAUCAAAAUGCCUGCAUCAAUUGGUGUUAAUUUACGUGUAACUGGCCAUUGUAGCCAAGGCGGGAGAAAGUAUAUGGAAGAUUUGUUUUCUGUUGCGUAUCAACAAACUGAGGAUGAGAGAGAUUUAGAGUACGCUUUUUUUGGAAUAUACGAUGGUCAUGGUGGAGGCGAAGCUGCCGCCUUUGCUAAGGAACAUUUAAUGGACUCGAUAGUAAUGCAGCGACAGUUUUGGUCCGAUAAUGACGAGGACGUUCUGAAAGCUAUUCGCAAUGGUUACAUGUUGACCCACUUGAAUAUGUGGAAAGAAGUAGAAAAAUGGCCAAAAACAGUAACAGGGUUGCCAAGUACCGCUGGUACUACAGCGAGCAUAGCAUUCAUAAGACGUGGCAAAAUUUACAUUGGUCAUGUUGGUGAUUCUGCUAUUGUGCUCGGUUACCAAAAAGAUGGUUGUGAAGAAUGGGCUGCCAAACCACUUACAUUAGAUCACAAGCCAGAAUGCAGUACAGAGAUAGAAAGAAUACAGCGUUGUGGAGGCAAAGUCAUUUCAAAGGCUGGAGUGCCUCGAGUAGUGUGGAACAGACCUCGGCCAGGGCAUAAGGGUCCCAUAAAGAAGAACACACCUAUGGACGAGAUACCUUUUUUGGCUGUGGCGCGAUCAUUGGGUGAUCUAUGGAGCUACAAUCCCCAAAAUGAUGAAUUUAUUGUUAGCCCAGACCCUGAUGUUGGAGUGUUGACUAUUGACCCCUCGAAGUUCCGGUGUCUUAUAUUUGGUACUGAUGGUUUAUGGAACAUGAUAUCACCCGAAGGAGCAGUGAGUUUAGUGCAAGCUACGGAGAAACACAAUGAGGCAGUGUUGGUCGGUGGAGGAAAUCAACCCCGGGAUUGGUUAAAUCCUUCAAAGAGUCUUGUUGACCAUGCUCUGGAAAAAUGGUCCAACACAAGAAUGAGGGCUGAUAACACAUCAGUUGUUACCUUAAUGUUAGAUCCACCUGGGCCACCCAGAGCCACUGUCCUUCAAUCAAGAACUGCACAAAAACCUCAGACUUUGGUUUCACCUGCUGCACCCUCAAAACCUGUAGGAACUGGACCAAAAGUGGAUGAAGCAAAACCAGAUCCAAGCAAGGAAGGUGAAAACCGUCACGUUCCACAAAAUGGCCUCACUAUUAUGACGCGGUACUCUGACGUCGAUAAGCCUGCACCCUCGGCGGAUGAAUCUGAUCGAACCCCUCUUCCACCUUGUGCGUCAAUUGAUGGACGUUUCUCAGUCGGUGCUCGAGAGGAAUCUAACAACGAAAGCAAAGAAGAUAGUGAUACUAUUUUAAACUAUGGCAAUCCUGCCGAAUCCUAUUUCAUGGCGCGCUUAUUGAACAGAACUCGCGUCGUAAACACACUCUCUGAAGUCUACGAUGAAAUAGUUAGUGGCCGUCCAAAAGAGUCCUCCGAGCCUCGGGAACCGACCCCGGUUCCUACUACAGCUUUGCCUGAAGAGAAGAGCGAGGAGAGUCGUCCCGCAGCAGGGCCUCGUCAAUCUCUACCUCCAGAAGAAACCCCCAACACUGAAGUUCUCGGUGCAGAGUCAGAUGACAUUAGUAUACAGAUAAACGAGGUGUCGUCCAGCUCACCCACCGAGGGGCCCCUGCGGCCGCCGCCGCGCCGCGCCGCCGCGCCCGACCCCGACGAGGCGGCCCGGCGCACGCGCUCGCAGCUGGCGGCGCGCAGCAGCAGCGGGCCGGCGGGAAACUCCCCGCGCGCCCCGGGGCCGGCGCGGCGGGCCCCGGCGGCGCCCGCCCGCUCGAAGGAGAACCGCGGCGCCGCGACCCGCCGCGCCCGCGCCCGCGCCGCGCGCGCCUCGCCCUCGCCGCCCUCGCGCCUGCCGCGCACGCGCCGCGCGGAUAACGAGCCCGAGGUGCACUCGACGACGGCGGACCGCGAGGCGCGCGCGCUGCGCUCGCGCAACGAGGCGGCGGGCGAGGCGAGCGCGGGGCCGGGGGCGGGGGCGGGGGCGGCGGGCGCCAAGCGGCCGCGGCUGGAGGACGGCAAGGGCAAGUGCGCGCGCGCGCUCGGCAAGCGCGCGUCGGGCCCGUGGGCGCCCGCGCUGGCGCUGCGCAACCGCCUGCGCCGGAGACUCGUCAAGUAGCGUUAGUGAUGUGGUUACCUGUGAGUGUGGUGUUGCAACGGUGCCUUCGAAGUACUGCCAAAGUACCCUUUUGACUGUUAUGUCGCGCGCGUGGCUCGCGAGAGAUCCAAAGAUGACUGCGUCGUAUACGGUUAGAUUUCUGUUGUUUUUUUAUUUUAUUUUAUCGCUAGUUGGAGCUCGGAUCAUAGUUAAUAGUGUUGCGAUUGAAUCCUUAGUUGUUUAGCUAUAGCCCGCCCCGCGGCACCCUACUUUAGUUCUCGACUGUUAGUUUUCUGUUCUCGCUUUCGUUCCUCAUUAUGAAUUAUCUCGUACCUACGGUCAUGGUCGACGUGAACAAUAGUACAAAAGCAUAUUGCGUAGUUAACUUGUAAGACGAAAGCGUGGACCAGGCGGAUAAUGUUAGCCCAAAUGAAUACAUAUUUAUUUAUCUAUAUUUAUAGCACCUAUCGUGUUGCAUUUAACUUUAGGCGAAAUGUGAAAAUUUGAUUUUCAUAGGGAUCAUGUGAAGUCAGAGGCUACAUGUGACUGACAUUGAAUGGUGUGCGAUUUUUCACAACCUUAUGUACUUUUACAAGAGUUUCUGUUUUGUAGCUAGAAAAUGCGAUGUGAAUUAGAUAUUGUACCAAGAGUGCUUUUUCAAUAGAUUAAAUAUAUACAAGUAUUUUGUAUUACGGAUGAUAAUAUUUUUAUACAAAUGGCUGGUAAAUUUAUAUAGUGUAUGAAAAUGUUUUUCUUUGCAAAGUGUGAAUGCUAGAAGUUAUUCUUUUGGAAAAAGAAAUAUAUUUUGUGUACUCAGUUAUUCAAUAUGAGAAAAAAAAUCUUUAAAUGACGAAUAUAAAUAUAAAUAAACUACUUUUUUUGCACAUGCAUGUUUUGUAAAUAAUUUUUGACUUGAUCCAUUUAAGAAUACCAUUAUUAUAUAAUAUCCUGUUUACCAUCAUCGUUACUCAUGUAACUGUAUUGUAUAUUUACAUUUUUCCAUAAUGUUAUGCCUACAUAUAAAAUAUACAAAGAUUCCCCAUUAAACUCUUGGUGCUUUUGAAUAUUAACUUCUGAAUUCAUUUAUAAUAUCUCAAUUUCCACUAUAUUUUUAGUAUCCACGUUAAUAAUAAUGCAUUGUGAUUAUAAACCAUUGAUUUAUAUUUAAAGACCAAAAACCAUUUGUGUUUUACGAUUUUUGUUGACUCUGUAAAUUACAUUAUAAAUAAAAAGAAUUAUAUUAAAGAAAUGAGGAAAUUGUUCCAAUGAUUUGACUAUGUACGUUGGUUUUUUAAUGUUUAAAGUCAGUGUACAACUGUACAUAUUGCAUCAUAUAUUGUCAUCAUAGUAUAGACAUUAAAUAAAUAUUGUGCCUCAUUUGUUACCGACUUAAUGAAAAACAUAGGUAAAAGUGUUCUUUGAUAAAAUGAGAUAUUAUGUAUUUUUUAUUAAAAAAAAUAAAAUUUUAUGCAGUGUAAUUAGCUGUAAAAGAGAAUAUAAUAUAAUUUGUUAAGAUAAUUGUGUAAAGGUCUUAGUGAAUUUACAAAGCACUAAAGUGCAAUUUGGUUUGUAAAGUGUGGAAAUCCCAUUGUUUACAAAUAUAUUUAUUAGUGAUAAUCUAAAUUUUAUAAAUUAUUAUUAGGAUACUAAUUAAAUUAACUUUUUGAACAAUGUUUAGUGUUAUAAACUAAAAGCUUUUUAUUUGUUGAGAAUGGCAGGUGCAAAUAUUAACAUAUCGACUGUACUGCGCUUUUUCAUUGUUUAUAAUAAAUGGGAUUUGCAUACUAAGCUCGAAAGACGCAGAUUUUUCGACAUAACAUGUGCAAGGAUAUAGAAUGUUAAGUUUCAGAGUAUUUGACUACAUUGUUUGAGGGUAAGUUGUAUAUGGCCUUGAUCGUAAUACAUUUGGUGGUUAUAGCGUGUACUGGUAACGUUAGUGGGUGAAGCUGAAACAAAUUUAUAACUAUACAUAAUAUUAAUACCUAUUAAAGUAAAGGAUUAUUGUAGACUUUAUUUUUUGAUUUAAAUAAAGUUUGUAUGAAAGACGAA
Zerene cesonia (dogface butterfly) is the source of this 4289-nucleotide messenger RNA. It is a transcript of the gene Pp2C1, whose product is annotated as probable protein phosphatase 2C 71. Gene Ontology annotation, biological process: protein dephosphorylation. NCBI's taxonomy places the organism in Eukaryota, Metazoa, Arthropoda, Insecta, Lepidoptera, Pieridae. Bases 132 to 2261 code for a protein of 709 amino acids. Gene Ontology annotation, molecular function: protein serine/threonine phosphatase activity; mitogen-activated protein kinase binding; cation binding. Gene Ontology annotation, cellular component: cytosol; nucleus. The transcript is spliced from 6 exons. The record is from RefSeq and is a predicted model, not a curated record.